CCUUUUUAAUGCCGAGUCCAUUGCACCGUUCCAAGACUUUCACAAACCUCUCACCAUCUCUCUCUCUCUCUGAUUUAAUGGCCAAAGGAAGUGGACUCUCCUUUGAUUCAGAUCCAUCUCGCUUCUUUCUACUCAAACCUACUGUCCUCAAUUCCUUUCCAGAAGAUAAUCACGACUGGAAACUCAUCAACUCUCACAUGGACAUGGACGCCACCCCCACCACCACUUCUUCCUCUCCUCCUCCCACCACCAUCCAAUUCCCAGUCAACCUCACUUGUUCACAUCCUCGUCUGCCCGAUCACCACACCGUCAUCGGCGAGAUGGAUUUCUUUGCCGAUAAGGACACUACUCUCGCUCGCGAUUCCAACCACUCCCCCACCGAUACCAACCACUCCAUUUCUCAUAACACCGACUUAGAUUUCAAUGUAAACACUGGUCUGAAUCUGCUCACCACUAAUACUAGCAGUGACCAAUCCACGGUUGAAGAUGGGACGUCGACGAACAUGGAGGACAAAAGAGCUAAAAAUGAGCUGGCUGUUCUUCAAGCAGAACUGGAAAGGAUGAACGCGGAGAAUCAGCGUCUGAGAGACAUGCUUAAUCAGGUUACAACGAAUUACAGUUCUCUGCAGGGGCAUUUGGUAACACUGAUGCAGCAGCAGCAGCAGCAGCAGCAACAGCAAGAAGACCAGAAAGUCGAGCACAACGACGAACAUGAUCAGACCAUUGAUGGGAAAGGAGAAGAGAAGAGACAAAACGCAGCUGGAUUGAUAGUGCCGCGACAGUUUAUGGAUCUUGGUCUCGCCGCCGCAACCGACACCGACGAGCUUUCACUGUCUUCCUCUGACGGCUCGGGUUCGCCGGUCAAUCACUCGGAAGUUGGGUCCAAGGAGCUGGUGAUAAGGAAGAGUACCGGGAAUGGUGAAGAAGGUAAUAUCGUGCUUGAUCAAGACAAGAAGGAAUUUGGGAGGGGAAUUGGCAGAGAAGAUAGUCCAGAUCAAGGUCGACAAAGUUGGGGAGGAGCAAACAAGGUCCCCAGGUUCAAUUCUUCAAAAAGCGUUGAUCAAACGGAGGCCACCAUGAGAAAAGCUCGAGUCUCUGUUAGAGCCAGAUCAGAGGCACCCAUGAUCAGUGAUGGAUGCCAAUGGAGGAAAUACGGCCAGAAAAUGGCCAAAGGAAACCCUUGUCCUCGAGCUUAUUAUCGAUGCACCAUGGCUGCUGGUUGCCCAGUUCGAAAACAAGUCCAGCGAUGUGCAGAGGAUCGAACCAUACUCAUAACGACAUACGAAGGCAAUCACAACCACCCAUUGCCGCCAGCCGCCAUGGCCAUGGCAUCCACAACGUCGUCCGCCGCAAGAAUGCUACUGUCAGGCGCAAUGUCAAGCGCGGACGGCAUAAUGAAUUCCAACUUCCUGGCGAGAACCCUUCUUCCUUGUUCCUCAAGCAUGGCCACCAUAUCAGCUUCAGCUCCUUUUCCUACUGUUACAUUGGACUUAACACAAACACCCUCCACAAACCCUUUACAGUUCCAGAGGCCGCCCACCCAAUUUCCUGUUCCAUUCCCAAACCCAUCUCAGAAUUUAUCCAAUUCACCAGCCGCAGCAUUGCUCCCCCAAAUUUUUAGCCAGGCACUUUACAACCAAUCCAAAUUUUCUGGCCUACAAAUGUCUCAAGACAUUGAUCAUAAUUCCCAAUUGGAUCAUCACAAAAGUCAAUCCACAGCAGCUCAACAAGGGAUCCAGCAGCAGCCGAACUCGCUGGCUGACACCGUGACUGCCGCCACUGCAGCCAUUACGGCUGACCCCAACUUCACUGCAGCUCUAGCUGCAGCUAUUACUUCUAUCAUUGGCGGAAGUGCCGCACAGCCAAGCAGCAUAUCCGGUAAUAAUACCAGCCUCGCUGCCAGCUCCCAUAGCAAUGGCAAUAUCAAUAGCUAACAACAGCAACAGCUAUGGCAACAACAAAAUCAACAGUCAAAUUUUUCCUGCAAAUUAAAGCGAACAUACUUGUCCUUUUUUGCCUAAUUAUUUUCCUUUGGGAAUCUUUUAUUUAUUCUUUUGGGGUUGGAAGGAACAAAAAAGAAAACUAUACUAUCCCUUUGUUUUUUUUUUUUCGGGCUUCAAUUUAAUUUUUGGAGGGUUCUAAUCUUAGGAACAACGGGAAUACACUGGUGAUAUUCUUUUCUUGUUUGAAUAAUUUCGUUUCCGUUUUGUAUGUCAAUACUAAGUGAAGAAAGAACUGAAACCAGCAGAAAAAAUGCAUGUUAUUGAUUAGGUUAGAUUAGAUUUUUGGUAUUGUAUGGAUCUGGAAAUGAAAAGAUGUUUCUUUAUUA
Molecule: messenger RNA, 2329 nt
Organism: Carica papaya (papaya)
Lineage: Eukaryota; Viridiplantae; Streptophyta; Magnoliopsida; Brassicales; Caricaceae
Product: putative WRKY transcription factor 31
Biological process (GO): regulation of DNA-templated transcription
Molecular function (GO): DNA-binding transcription factor activity; sequence-specific DNA binding
Source: RefSeq, a predicted model, not a curated record